Erythranthe guttata (spotted monkey flower) is the source of this 2284-nucleotide messenger RNA. It is a transcript of the gene EIP9, whose product is annotated as Chaperone DnaJ-domain superfamily protein. The record is from RefSeq and is a predicted model, not a curated record. Lineage: Eukaryota; Viridiplantae; Streptophyta; Magnoliopsida; Lamiales; Phrymaceae.
ACAGUAAAAGAAUAUUUAUGACGUCAUUAAAAUAUUUAAUUUAACUGCAGUCAAAUAUACACACGAGUACAUUGUACAUACCACAGUUCUGCUCAGACCCACUGUGAAAUUCCUUUUCUACCCUUCUCUCCCCACUCACACUGCCAACAUUCCAUGCCCUUUUUCGUCCAACUACACUAAUCUCACUCCCCCGAUCCCCUUCUUCUUCUUCCUCAUUUUUUUUCCCCAAUUCGAUUUUACCCUUUUUUGGGAGGAGAAAAUUUUCAAUUUUUUCAAGAUUAAUUCGCAGGAAAUGGAGCACCCAUUUUUUCCGACGACAACCACCCGGGCGGAGGCACUGCGGUGGCUGACGAUCGCCGAGAAGCUGCUGUCCGCGCGUGACCUGAUGGGCAGCAAGUCCUUCGCGAGCCGCGCGCGUGACUCCGAUCCGACGCUCACCCCGGCGGAUCAAAUCCUCGCCGUCGCCGACACGCUCCUCGCCGGAGACCGGCGGAUCGGAAACAACCAGCAGGACUGGUACGCCGUACUCCGAGUCACGCAGCAGCAGGGCGGCGACUCCGAGCUCAUCGCCUCACAGUACCGAAACCUAGCCCUAAUUCUCAACCCUCAGAAGAACAAAUUCCCCUUCGCCGAACAAGCCUUCCGCCUCGUCGUCGACGCCUGGUCCGUACUCUCAAACCCUUCGAGGAAAUCAAUGUAUGAUAAAGAGCUGGCUUUCUUUCUCCAGCAGCAGCAGCGACAACCCGACCCGUUUAGCAACCCUAUCCCAUCAAUGCACCAAAACUUCAUGUUCUUUGGGGGGAACAGCUCAACUGGUGUCACUCAUUCUUCCCAACCACAAGGCGGCGCCCAUUUUCCUCAGGUACAGGUACAUGCAAGUACUCAGGUUGACCCGGUGGGUGGUGGGUCGGCCCGAGAACAGCAGAAUUUCAUGAGUUUUACUUCGGGUUCAAAUCUUGUUUUCGGGGGUGCAUCUGGACCGUCCAAGGGAAGCCAUGAACCGGUGAAUAAGCAGGUACACGAAAGCUUUUCGACUUUUGCUGGUAAUGUAGCUGCUCCUGCUCAUGGGUCAACCCAGGAGCAAGUGAACAAAAACCACAAACAACCUCAGCAGAAUUACUCGAAUGUUGGUAAUCGAACUCCUCAUCAUGCGAGUGUGGGUGAUGAUGUUGGAAGGGGAAUCGAGGAUGAGGAGAAAAUAGAUGAGCAGGAGGAGAGAGUGAAUGCACCUGCGAAGAACGACGGAUCGACUUUUUGGACGGCGUGCCCUUAUUGCUAUUACAUGUACGAGUACCCUAUGGUUUAUGCUGAUUGCACUCUGCGGUGCCAGAACUGUAAGAGGGCGUUUCAGGGGGUGGUGAUACCCUCACCGCCGCCGGUCGUUGAUGGUAAAGAUGGGUACUUUUGCUGCUGGGGUUUUAUGCCUAUGGGUUUUUCGGUGGAGAAUUGGGAGAAAAAUAAGGGUGCUGCUUCUUCGUGGACUCCGUUUUCGCCCAUGUUCACUUGCCCACAGGCGUCGAAUGGGAAUGCCAACGCUACUAAAAAGGCUGCGCGUAGAAACUCGGCUCCAAGGGUGUAUGUUGACGAUGAUGAUGAUGAGGUUUUUAUGGAGGCCUCGGAUUCGAGUGGAUCGGACGAUGAUUGGCGCGAUGCUAUGGAGAAAAAGAAUAAGAAAUCAAAGAGUGUGAAAGGAAAGGGAGCUAGUGGGACUCCCAAUAAAAGCGCGAAGAAAGCACAAGUAGAUAAUAAAGGCAAGAAUGUGAAUGUGAAUGUGCAGCAAGAUGGGGUUGUGCCUCCAGCCGAGGUGGUGGAGGCACCUAUUAAGGCGGCAGCCCCCGUCGAACCGAGCAAAAAAGGGGCGGCAGCUGUUAGUGGUAGAAAACAACCUGGCAGAGUUGCAAAGAGUUUUGGGAAAUUGGAUUUGAAUGUUGAGUUUAGCAACGAAACCGAGGAGUCUGCUCCGAGGACGAACCAAGGGAGUGGACCAAGCCGUGGGAAAGAUGAUAACAUUGAAGGGGAGGAUGGUAAUAUCGAAGGGAUCGGAUUUUUCGAGGGUCUUGAUGAGUUCUUGAGCAGCCUUCCGAUUCUUAACGUCGUAGACGAUAAGGUCGUGAAGGAGACAUAAUAAAAAAGUAAGUGCUUUUUUGUUGUUGAUGUUGUUGUUGUAACUCUAGUUUGGGUGUGGAGGGUUGGUAGGGUGUUAUCGUUUCGGAUCAAAUUUGGAAUCUUAAGUUAUGGUUUAAUUAUCGUAUAUAUUGCUAUUUAUCUCGUUUUUAGAUUUCUU